UAAGUGACAAAGCAACGUCGUCCUCUCUGCUAUUUCCAUAUUUCGUCAGCCGCGAUCUUCCCUCUAGUGUCCUCUGCGUAGUCAACUUCCGGUAAAGUCUUAUCAUUCUUUCAGAUGACAAGCAUUAGCUCCUCCCUCCCAAUAGCUGCGUAAUCUGGAGACAGUGACUGAAGGAGAGAGAGUGGAUGGGACACGGAACCAAACGUAAAGAAGUAACUAGGAACAUUCCAUAUCAACACCGAAGAGAGAUACAAGAUACAGAAUAGGCCAUUGAAGAAUGGCGCCUUUCAUUGACAUUCUAGGGAGGGCCUGGAAGGGCCUUCGGUGUGAUGACGAUUUUUAUGACAGACUCUCACACAGAUACACGUCGAUCAUUCUGCUGGUUUUCACUGUACUAGUGAGCACAAAACAAUAUGUCGGCGACCCAAUCGUUUGCUGGGUACCCGCCGUUUUCACGGGCGCACACGAAGACUAUGCGAACAAUAUAUGCUGGAUUUCCAACACGUAUUACAUGCCGUUCGAGGAACGGAUUCCGGGCGCCGAGCUUCCAAGGGCCCACAUCGGCUACUAUCAGUGGGUGCCCAUAAUGUUACUGCUGCAGUCUCUAUUGUUUUACAUCCCGACCAUUGUAUGGAGGUUGAUGUCCGGUAGCACGGGUAUUGAUGUCCAUAUGAUUGUCAACGCCCUGGGAGGGGUGGACAACCUGAACCCUGAGAACAGGGAGAAGGUGAUCAAAUUUUUGGUGCGACACAUGGACAGAUAUUUCGAUUCUAAUCGCGAGUACGAGAAGGGUUGCUGUACCUCCAUCAAACAGAUGCUUGCCAAGUACUGCUGCCUCUUUGUCGGCAAACGCUACGGAAACUUCUUGGUGUUUCUGUUUCUGUUCUGCAAGCUGCUGUACAUGGCGAACGCCAUCGGGCAAUUCUUUCUGCUGAACACGUUCUUGGGUACACAGUACCAUAUCUACGGCUUCGACGUCAUCGACGACAUGGCCAACAAUCGAGACUGGACAUCUCACGGCCGCUUCCCGCGAGUCACUCUCUGCGACUUCAAAGUUCGUCAACUCGGCGGCAAUAUCCAUCGACACACUGUACAGUGCACCCUCCCUAUCAAUUUGUUCAACGAAAAGAUUUACAUGUUCAUCUGGUUCUGGCUUGUCUUGGUUGCAGGCGCCACCGUUUUCGGCUUCUUCACUUGGAUGAGUCUGCUCUUCGUCCGCGAGAGAAACCAUUUCGUCAGAAAAAAUCUGAAACUGAUGCAGAAAAUCGCCACCAAUUCGGAAACCAAGAUGACCAAGGCCUUCAACACCAAAUAUUUGAAACAGGACGGUGUAUUUAUACUGAAAUUGAUCGGUCGAAACACCAGCGAUGUCGUUGUAGCUGAAGUAGUCGCAGAGCUCUGGGAUCAUUUCAUUAAGAACAAACCCCAGUUCCACCCCAAGGACACCGAAGUUAUGCAACCAGAGGAGAUCCAAGGGAUGGCACCCUUUGUGGACAUCCUAGCGGGUGUAUGGAAGGGGAUAACUAGCGACGAUGACUACUACGACCGAUUAAACCACCGCUACACCGCCCUGCUCCUCGUUGUAUUCGGCGUCCUCAUCGGCAGCAAGCAGUAUGUGGGAGAUCCCAUCGUUUGCUGGGUGCCUGGAGUGUUUACGGGCUCACAUAAAGAAUAUGCUAACCAAUACUGCUGGAUCAAAAACACGUACUUUAUGCCGUUCGAGGAGCGGAUCCCGGGCCCGUCACUGCCAAGGGCGCACAUUGGUUACUACCAGUGGGUAACGCUGAUGCUGUUCCUGCAGGCGUUGCUCUUCUAUUUUCCUCGAAUCUUCUGGCGUCUCAUGAGCUCAGCUGGGGGUAUUGACUUUAAUAUGAUUGUCGGAGCGUUGUGGGGACCAGCUUGCCUCGACCCGGAGAAGCGAGAGGGCACCGUGAAAACGGUCGCCUUGCACGUGGACCGCUUUUUGAUGCUCAAACAAGAUUACUCCAAGUCCAAAUUGGUGAGAAUAAAGGAAAAAAUCGUGAACUUGAUCUGUCCCUUCAUUGGCAAAGAAUACGGUAACUACAUGUACUACCUGUAUCUGUGGGUGAAGGUUUUUUAUGUCUGCAACGUGCUCGGCCAGCUUUUCUUACUGAAUGCGUUUCUGGGGACUUUCUUUCAUCUGUAUGGGUUCCAAGUAAUCCAGGACCUGGUGUCCAAGCAAGAGUGGUUUGAAAGCGGCAGAUUUCCUCGAGUUACGCUGUGUGACUUCAAAGUCCGUCAACUCGGUGGCAACAUCCAUCGGCAUACCGUUCAGUGUGCGCUCCCCAUCAAUUUGUUCAACGAAAAGAUCUACAUGUUCCUUUGGUUUUGGCUGGUGUACGUGUGCGCUGCCACCAUUUGGGGUCUCAUUUCAUGGCUAGGUUUCCUCAGCCGCCGUGAGAGAAAGUCAUUUGUGGCGAAGUAUCUGAAACGUCUGGGCAUCAUCAACUCGACUAGAACUGGAGACGGAAAGAACGUGCGAAAGUUCAUCACGAAAUACCUGCGACCUGACGGUGCAUUUAUCUUAAACCUGUGCUCUAGAAACACCAAUGACAUCGUCAUUGGAGAACUUAUUGCUGAACUGUGGGCGAAGUUCAUGAAAGACCGUGUACAUUUGUACAGCGACAGGUCUUUGCUGGACGCCGAGGGUGAGCCGCCUGCCGAGCCUGUAGGAAACGACAACGACAAUGAAAACGAGAAACCAGAAAAGCCUCUAAUGUCAUAGAGAUUUGAAACCAAGCCCAUGACAUUAAGCAUAUAGUGUAUUUUGUUCUAGAUUAGAACAUUGAUUGAGGUGUACAUUAAUGUAAGAUACAGGCUCAUCAGUAUAAGUUUUGUUUUGACAUUUUUGAGAAAGUUCAGCGAAGUGUAUAUUGAAUGAAGUUGGGGACAGUGGAAGUUGUAUAGUAAGCUAGCCAUGACAUAGCUCAAAACCAUAUUUUGUUUGAUAUUUUGAUAUGAAGGUGAAGGGUCAGAUUUAAUUUACAUUCGUUGAUAUGUAUCGUAAAUGUGAUAAGUCCUACAAUAACUGUACAAAUACUUUUUAUGCACAUUGCAGUGUCUUUAUGCAUGUGUAUUUUAUAAAUAUAUUGACAAAUUUUUGAAGAAACUGAAAUGAGAGAUACACAAGAAUUGAUCUCGCAACCGUUAUAACCGUCAUUGUAACAGUAUAUGGUUCAUUUACCGGACGGGAAAUCCUGCCGGUAAAUUAAACCUUUUAUUUCAUACACAUUAAACAUUGCAGAUAGUAGCUUUUGCUCGUUAUACAGCAUAUCUUUUCAGCAACAAACGCCUAUUAUGUGCAGUUUUCGUGGUGCUUUGGUUGGGUGUGCUUAGUAAUAUCCGUAGAUACUUAUUAUUAUGUAGCACAGUGUCUAUUUUGAAGGGCAUUCCCAUUGUAAUGUUAAGUUUCAUGUCGUGUAUUGGCCUGUCACUGCUCUAUAUAAUGACAGUGCAACAUUCCACUUCGUGCACAUUGAUCAUGAAACAAAUUAUUUAGUGAAAUGGUUUUUAUAUGAUGUAUUCACAGUCUAGUAGUUGCAAUAACAUGUAGCUUAGAAUACUUACACAAAAUAGCCUAGUUACUUUUCAAGCUAGAGCAACUUGACAAUUUUAGAAAAAGAUUUAUUAUUAGAUGUUCAAUAUUUUCAUUUUCUGUAAUUCCUAAUGAGAAACAAAGUGAUAGAAUAAAACUGUGGACUUUUA
This is a messenger RNA of Lingula anatina, 3726 nucleotides long. Its product is annotated as innexin unc-9. The record is from RefSeq and is a predicted model, not a curated record. NCBI's taxonomy places the organism in Eukaryota, Metazoa, Brachiopoda, Lingulata, Lingulida, Lingulidae.